UUUUAUUAUAUUAUAAUGAACUUUAAGUUAAUAUAACUUUCUAUUGUUUUCAAUUUUUCUAGAAAUAAUAGAAAUCAAUGACAUCACACCAAACAAUAACGUCACACUGUACGUUUGGCAACGAGUCUUUCGUGGCGGAUUUACAAACGCUGAGGGGCGAGCCUUUGUGAUCAUCGGCAAGAGUAUUGUAAGUAGUGGAGACGCUAUUGCGGGAGGAACAAGCAAGGAAAGGUAUUGUGGAUUGCGAUUUAUUUUCCCUUUUGUCUCUAACCAUCUCCUAAGGGACUGCACCGAGCGAUACCGGAGAAUGAGAGGAUUGUUUGUGCCGUGGUUGGCUCAAGGUGGUCGACUUCUACGGAACUUACGUGCUGUAGCUGCCAGGAACUCUCUCCGAUAUCGGAUGUACACAAGCAGACUGCGCGCGUCACCUUUAUCGGUGAAGAAACUCAUGCGACAGGAUUACCCGGCGAAGCUGGGGAAAUGUCUCACCACAGGCGAAAAGCGGUCGAUCGUCUCGAGGUCGAAACUCGCGACGAAAUCUGUGAAGUCGGCGUUUCCCUUCGGGUGCAAUUGUAUGCAAAUGCAUGAACAUGCUCGAGAUUACACUUGAUCCGCGUCUCUAAGACAAGUAAUAUGUUCUUUCCACAAGGGACAAGAAAAUGUUUUAAUAUUUAAUGUUUUAAUAUUUAAUGGUAUUUAAAUGACAACGUUUAUCUUUACAUUUAACAAUUAUAUUUAUUACAUUUUUAGAAAUUAUAAUACUUGUUGCUGUUAAAAUAGAAAUUUUUAAACGCGCUGUUUUUAACUCUUUCAUUGGACAUGAAUCAUAUUGCGCAGAUUUAUGACUUAAAAUAUUCAAGUGCCAAUAUCGCUCUGUUAUUAUAUCGUGGCAAUUACAGAACUUACACACCAUCCUAAUAUAUUAUGGGAUGCGACUUAAGAAUUCGAGGCGUCGCGUGCGCCGUAUACCCAACACAACCCGUUCGAGGCAAAACUAUCUACGCGGUCCACGGCAUAACUCCCCCUAGCCUGAGCCGCUCUCUCCAAAACUUUCUCAAGACUAGUAAACUACCCGAAGAUAAAUGAGCACCGCGUAAACUACAAGAGGCGACGCUACGUGUAUGCACGUACGACGAGACGCGACGGGUGUUCAAAAUUAUAUCGUCAGACAAAGAGAGAGACAAGAAAGAUGUACGAAGAGAGAAAAGAAUAAA
Monomorium pharaonis (pharaoh ant) is the source of this 1214-nucleotide messenger RNA. RefSeq lists its product as uncharacterized. Lineage: Eukaryota; Metazoa; Arthropoda; Insecta; Hymenoptera; Formicidae. The transcript is spliced from 2 exons. The record is from RefSeq and is a predicted model, not a curated record. The coding region runs from base 308 to 610 and encodes 100 amino acids.